Messenger RNA from Leptosia nina, 4836 nucleotides. Lineage: Eukaryota; Metazoa; Arthropoda; Insecta; Lepidoptera; Pieridae. The record is from the annotation of a GenBank genome assembly.
AUGAUGCAGUCCACUCCGGAUGGAUGCAUGAGUAUUGCGGAACUAGCGAAUCAAUUGCGUCGCGAGAAGAUCUUCAUCAAUUCGGAAAGACAGCUGUUGCAGAAUCUCAAUGAAGAGUUGGAGAAGAGUGCUUUAGAAUUGCUGCAGCAGUCAUGGAUAUGUUCGCAACAGCGUCAAAACCUAUCAAACUUAAUAACAUCUAGGUGUGAAGUCGAUUCAAUAGGAGCAGUCCAGAGAGCCAGUCAACUCGAAGGAACCACCUUUAUAGAUGUUUAUAAAGUCCUUAAAUACAAAGAAGCACAAACUCUUGGUGAGCUACUAGGAUGGCUCCGGGACACUCCACAUUUGAUGGCUUUAUGCCUCCUCCUUGGAGAGGACCAGAUGCCUGUAUCACUCCCAUCUUCCCUCGUAGCUGGGUUGUAUGGGAGCUGCCGGUCUGCUCCAGAUCGUACAAGACUGUUGGCUGUCAUUCGGUCCUUGAUCAAGUAUCAGCUUGCACCAUCCAAUGAUCCAAGAAAAUUAUUUCGUACGAACAAGUGCGCCCUGUCGUCCAUUUAUGCAGUAUACCGGGACGGUCAUUCGCCAGCGAGACAGUUCCUGGUGGCAGCACUGCAGGGUCCCGUGAUGGCUGUUCUACAUGAGGACGAGUUCUUCCUGGAUGUCGACCCGGAUAAGGCGAUGGAGCGGUUCUCAGCGGCCGAUCGCCUCAAGAAGUUCGGUCAGCCGAACAGCGCUGAGUAUCAAACAAAGGUGGCCAGAUACCGCAAGUGGACUGUUCAAUCGCUGUAUAACCUCACCACCAAGUUUAUCAUCGCCCUCCGAGACUACUGGCCCAACUUUCCGACAACCAUUGCCUGGAUUGUGCAGCAGAUUGUUCAUCUAUUGAAGCAGCACUCCAGGAUUACGGAGCGAGAACUCCACGCGAUAUGCACAGACCUCGUGUUCAAUCACUUCAUCUGUCCAGCCAUAGUGAAUCCCGAGGCCCACGGCGUGGUGGAUAUCCCAGUUUCGUACAUCGCGCGCUUCAACUUGAUCCAAAUCGCUCAAAUCAUACAAAUGCUGUGCCUCGCCAAAUAUCAAGAGGUGGAGCCGAAGGUUCGCGAUCUAUACACGAAGUUCGAGCGCUCCUGUGUGUGGUCUCUAAUCGAAGCCGUGACCAGCCCGGCCUGUGGGCCUGCCGCGACCGCCCCCACACCGGAUGCCACUUUAAGGACCGAUGCACCUCAUAGGACUGUCCUAGCGCUCUUCACUCUUCAAGAUCUUCAUUCACUGAUAUCAUUCCUACGGCGUAUAUCCUCGAAGUUGAAUAACAACACGUCAAACGGUACAACUGAGGAACGACAAAAUGGCAGCGCGUCUUCAAACGAAGUUGCUAACUUUGGUGACAGCACUGAAGCAUCGAGUCUUGAUGUGUCGGAAGCGGAAAUGAAUGGUUUGGAUAGAAGUGACAGCACCGACGGUAGCGACGGUGCCGGUCGGCUCUCCGCCUUGCUGCAGACCUUGGAACCCAACUACCGAUCAAGACUGCACGAUCUCUUGAGAAAGCUCAAUAGUCUGCCCACAAUUAGGCCGUCACCGCCAGAGAGCAAAGAAUCCCCGGAAAACGGGCCAAGUCGACGUGGCAUUCUGAGCAAAGUGCCAAAACCAAGGUUACCAAGAUCUAACGGAUCUGAUGAGAAACAGGACAGUCACUUGGAACCACUUGAAGUCCUCCUCAUCAAACUAACUAAUAUUGAAGAACAAGAUUAUGUCGGUCUUGUACCUGAAUCAAAAGUUCUAGAAUGUUACUAUGGUGGUAGUGAUGCGGGGGACACUGAAGACGCCGCUGCCUUACCUCCGGGACCACCGACCCCAGUACAAAAGCGUACCAGGUUUUCGGUAUCUCACGAUGAAGUCUCACUGGGAAACACUUCGGACAACUUAGAAGCAGUUUCGGAAGCUGCGUCUAACCACAGCGUCACGUCCAGCCUCGAGUUGGAGACGGAAGACCAGAAUGACAAUUUGUCUGAUAUGGUAUCAGCGAAUGUAAGCGGAAGAGGAAGUCCUAACAUCUCCGGCAGAGAGACUCCCUCUUCCCAAGUGACAGACGGAGACGCGACAGGAGAAGCAGUUAGACGGCCUCCACCAAACGCAGCAGUCAGUCAAGCCACCAGCGCGGCUCAGGCGAAGCUUUUAAAGCAGACUCGUAACGAAAUCGAGGACAAGUUCUGCAAAUUUGAAAUUAAGAAACUGUUAGAAGGCGACGAGACCAUCAGCAUUAUGUCCGACACAUGGAGCACGGAUGUGCUGGCGUCCGACUCCGAGACCAUCGGCGACACUUGUGAUCACAAUGUCAACGCUAAUGCCCAAGGUGGUUCGACAACAAACAAUACAAACGCUCCGGACGUAUCUGAGACAGCGAGCGAGUCUGCCUGGAGUAUGGACGUGCUGGCUUCAGAUAGCGAUAGAAAUACAGAGGUGGAUACAGACGAUUGCGUUUCUGUCGCAGCCAGGUCGGACACGUCGUGGCCGCGACGACCGUCUGGGCAGGACGAUAUCAUAUUACGUGUUAACCAGAAUGGAAACGCAAAAAGACCAGAUACCAACAGUCCACGACAUACUGCGCGAGCAAAUCAUCCGUUUAGAUCUGGUGUGUACCUGAGUGCGACAGCGGCGCUAUCUCGUGGCGGAGAAUUAGAUCUUGCCUCGCAACCGCCGCACGCGCACUACCCUAUCGAGAAUCGGAAGAGCAUACUCGUUAAUGGAUACCCGGUGAUGACGUGUUACGCAGCAUCAGCUCCGGAGAGUCCGAGCACAGCGCCGGCUCAGCUCACUAGUGAUGUGUUCGACUACCCGACACCAAAUAACAACAAUGCAAUAUCAGAGAACACGACGGAGGAAGGCGAAGGUUCACACGCAGCAGCCAGCAGCGGCUCAGACGCGACCAGUCAGUGGGUGACUGACAGCUUUCCUCGACUAGACGGUAUACCCAACAAGUAUAAUAUGCCUUCAACCUCUAAGGGAUACGAGGAAAAUGAUCUUAUGGACAGGUCUCUAAACUCCAGCGAAAGUUCGUUCAACGCCCUCUCAGUGUCGCAGUACGGUGGCCGGUUCGAUUCGGGCAUAGACACUGAACGACCUGAAACUGAACCGAGGUCCGCUAUGGCAGAGCUGAUGACGCGUAUGGGCUCUGUGUCUGUCGGCUCUAACUCCAGAGUGGUCAAGUCCGAGAUGCGGACGAGUAUAGUCAGCAUCAGCUCGUCGAGGGUCGAAAGGCGACGGGAAACCAGCAACAUGUCACUGAGUACAUUGUCAGUGAACAGCGAGACAUCCGUUUCUGGAGCGAGUUCUAGCCAAGACGUGAACUCGGAGAACGUAACGGAGAGGAGAGUCAGCCCACCACCACUCAAAUUAUCCACCGGUGCCAUACCUAAGAGCAUCAGCUUUGAUGCCACUGCUGAGAAGUCGCAGAGGAGGCGUAUAAUUGGUGAAGAAGGUCUAGUGGGUAAUCUGGAUGAAUUGAAGAAUAAUGUUAAGCGUUCUGGGGGAAAUUUAUUGCACAAGAUCAAAAUGUUUCGCCAGAAAGGACGUUCCCAUCACAGCGCCGAUGUCAAAGUGGCCGAGGAGGAGGUGCGAAUCGAUGAAAGGAGUAGUGAGGGCGCUGGUGAGAGUUCCGAAGAGAUUUUGGCGAAAUAUCGUCGACAUCCUGAAAAGAAGCAGCGGCAGACCACGCGCCGACCUUCAGAUGUCCCCGAUACUGAACUAGACAGAUGUGAAGGUGUGGUCGACCUAAACGAGCCAGAAGUAUUCAACAACAUGAAGAGGAGGUUACGUAUAGUUCUAUCGAACACUGACUUCCAUAGCGUGGAAUACGUACCUAACCGAUGUACAAGCACAUCCCUAGCGGAGUGGGUGCGUGCUGGCAACUGUGCGGAGGCAGCAGCAACUGCUCGAGCGCUUUCCGCUGCCGGCGCACGCGCAACACGGCUCGCGGCAGCUCUAAGAGCUGAUUUAGCAGCCCGGAGGCCUUACGCAGCAUACCUCGCCUCUUGCAGAGCAGCGCUUGCUCACGCGCACCACGACCUGAGAGCACAAAUAAAAUUGGUCCGAACGGAAUGCGCGGAAUGUCUACGGUGCGCCAGCGCAGCUCGUGUGUUAGAGCAGUUGGAACGAGGCGCCUCGCUGCGGCGCUUGGCUAAACAUCAUCACGCACAAACAGCACAUCCAAUAAAUGUUAGUGAACUAAUGGAUGAAAAAGCAACACGACUGACAGCUAGUAUAAAGGCAAUAACGGCAGAAGUCAAAUCUGAUCCGUCGUGGGAAGGUGCUACAGCAACAGUUCUUGAGAGCGCCGAGGUAACAGUAGAACGCGCCGUCUUCGCCCGGCUUUACUUACAAGUCCUGUUCCCCAAUGGAGACGGAGACAUAGCGAGAGACCAAGUUCUAAGUGAGCAUAUGCGGCGCUUGUCUGCAUGCACGAACGCAGUACGUGCGGGUGUCUCUACUCGCCACCUCUGGGCUGCUCCCUUUCCACACGCCCAACUGUUGCUGCGACAUCUUCCCGUCUAUCGUACGCCACGUGAUAAGGUGUCGUGUAUAAUGCGUGUGGUGUCAUCUCUUAUGUCAGUUCUGUCGCUCACUGACGGAUCACCACCGGCCGCAGACGAUCUUACACCAGUCCUAGUACUAGUAAUACUCAAGGUUAAUCCACCAUCCCUCCUCUCAACCAUCGAGCUGGUGAAUGCGCUGGGCGGCACCAUCCUGACCGGCGAAGCUUUGUACUGGUGGACGCAGUUCUGCUCAGCUGUGGCCUACAUUAAGACUAUGGACUACGUUGGGAACAAUUCGAGCACAUAG